CCGGCCCGGGAUGCAAACGAGCAGUCAGGUCCCUCCCGGGGUCGGGCCGCCCGGGGGGUGACGGGAAGGGAGGCCGGCCGGGCGCCGGGAGCCCAGGGCUCGAGGCGGGAAGUGGGCGCGGCGCGGGCUGUGCUGGGCGAGCGGCGGCUGCGGACCAGGAUGAGAGCCGGGCCGCCCGGCCGCCCGCAGCGUCUGGAGCCCCGCUGAAGCCGCCGCGGGGACGCCGUGCGGGAGCCGAGAUGUGCCAGCGCCUGGGAUGUGCCCCACCCGUGACCCUGACAUGGCUGGCUGUCCCUCAGGUGGCCUGAGUGCGAGUGACUUCCGGAAGGUGCUGAUGAAGACGGGGCUGGUGCUGGUGGUGCUGGGCCACGUGAGCUUCAUCGCAGCUGCGCUGCUGCACGGCACCGUGCUGCGCUAUGUGACCGCCCCCCACGAUGCCGUGGCCCUGCAGUACUGCGUGGUCAACAUCCUCUCUGUCACUUCGGCCAUCGUGGUCAUCACCUCUGGCAUUGCAGCCAUCGUGUUGUCACGCUACCUCCCCAGCAGCCCCCUGCGCUGGACAGUGUUUAGCUCGAACGUGGCCUGUGCCCUUCUCUCUCUGACCUGUGCUCUCGGCCUCUUGGCCUCAAUCGCUGUGACUUUUGCCACCCAAGGCCGGGCACUCCUAGCUGCCUGCACUUUUGGGAGCCCCGAACUACUGGCACUGGCGCCUGACUGUCCCUUCGACCCCACACGCAUUUACAGCUCCAGCCUGUGCCUCUGGGGCAUCUCGUUACUGUUCUGCGUGGCAGAGAGUGUGUUUGCGGUGCGCUGCGCCCAGCUCGCCCACCAGCUGCUGGAACUGAGGCCCUGGUUGGGGAAAAGCAGCCACCACAUGCUUUCUCCCCAGGACCAAAGGGAGAGACUUGGAAGUUCAGAGAGCUCAGAUCUCCCAGCUAAGCCAUACAGCUGACACCUGGCUCUCCCAAGGCCCAGGAUGGGAAGAGGUCCUCCCAGCCCCGCAUGUUCUGGAUGUCCUGGAGGAGGAGACCCAGACCCAGACCCAGCAGGCCUGGCAGCCUCCGUUGUCUCCACAGAUACAGGAAAGCCCAGAGCCUGUGGAGGACCGUGACCUGCCAAGCUGCACUAGCUCUGGGCCAUUGACCCUCUGACCACAAAUGCCUCGCCCCAUGGCCACUAGGGCCCUGUACCCAAGUCUGCACUGUGAUCAGGCGGGGAUUCCUGGAGCCAGCCAAGAGGACUCAGCCGCAACUCCAGGACCUGGGUGGGGCUUUCACCCCCCUACUCCAGCCACCCAGCCCACUGCACUGAAACGAGACUUUAUUCUGAAGUUAAUAAAAACAACAGAGAUGCUCCA
Molecule: messenger RNA, 1357 nt
Organism: Sus scrofa (pig)
Lineage: Eukaryota; Metazoa; Chordata; Mammalia; Artiodactyla; Suidae
Gene: TMEM54
Product: transmembrane protein 54
Source: RefSeq, a predicted model, not a curated record